GGGGAUUAAUUUGAUUCUCCAAAACGAGUCUCUCUUCAAAAACGAAAGAAAAUUGUUGUAAAUGUAUCUUUUUCUGGUUUUUUUUUUUUGAAAAAUAUAUCUUCUUCUGAGUUUCAACGUCUUUGUUGAAACACAAAAUUGUCUCAAACAUUUAUAUCUCUUCUCUGAGGUUUAGUUAAUUUUUUUUUGUCUUCUUCUUCUUCUUCUUCUUCUCAAUUUAUCGAUAGUUGUAAGAAUGAAUAUAACAAGUUUUAUUUAUUUUUUAUCUUGUUUAGGAUUAUGGAUUUCAUGGAUUCAGAGACACAACCUCCAGAUGAUUCACCGCAUUUAGAAACAAGUUUCAAUGCGCCUCCUCCACUUGCUCCAGAAUGUAAAAGCUUCAAGUGGAAAAUACAAGUGAUAGGUAAUAAAUAUAAUCUAAACUGAUCACUACUUUUAAUAUUAAUAGAAUUUUUUUUUCAAAGAAAUUGUUAAUUAGACAUUUAGUCAACAAGGUAUACACGCAUGAUUUUAUAUUUCUCUUUCAUUUGGUAUCUUAUUAUUUUAUUGAACAUAUUAGAUGGUGGAAACUUGUAAGCCAUAUUUUUCUCUGCAUGACUCUAUCUUAUUGUCUUCUCACUAGACUUAGUUUUAUAUUAUGUACUAAUUUAUUUUUAUCGUCUAUGUGAUGUGUUUAUCAAUAAGAUUCUGAGGGCAGUGUAGAAGGCAAAAUGGUGACAUCUAAAGAUGUAUGGAAACUUCAGAGCAGUAAAGUGAUCGUGCAUUUUGAUGAAAAUAGCGGUCAACCAAUUGGGGAUUCUGGUGGUUUACUCGGAUCAUGGUUAGGUCAAUUAAGCAAUGAUGUGAAUUUGCUACCUAUCAAUUACAGUGAUUGGAGGAUGGUCAAUAUUCACACUAAAAGAAAAGUGUGGGAUGUUAUUCAGGUAGUUUCUGCCAUCAUUUCAUCUCUAUAUAUUUUCUUGAUCAAGUAAUGUUUUGUGAUAUAUGUAUUAUUUUAAUGAAUUGUUGGGUAUUGUUUUUUUCAGUCCAAAUUCUGGUUUGAUGAUCCAACGAUGAGAAAAGGAUAUGUGAUGAGUGCAUUGGGAAGCAGAUGCAAAGAUGUCAAACUACGUCUUUGGAAAGAACACAAACGAAAUGAUCAACUUCAAACAUUGCAGAAUCGACCCAAUAAUGUUCCUGAAGAACAAUGGGAGCAUUUUGUGCACAUGAGAUUUACUGAAAAAUGGAAGAAAAUGCAAGAGAGGAAUACAAAGAACCAAAAAAAACAUACUAUGCCUCAUGUAUGUGGAAGAAAGAGUUUCUCGAGAAAAAGAAAUGAUAUAACAAUCAGAACCGGAAAAACUCCAUGUCGAGCAGAGUUUUUUAUUGAGACGCGCACGAAACCUGAUGGAAGCUUUGUAUGUGAAGAGGCAAAAACACGAGCGGAAGCGCUUACAACUUUGUUGAAUCAAAAUUCUCAUGGCACAAGCAAUGUUGCAGCCACACUGGAUGAUGAAUUUGCUCAAGUUUUUGGUCCGGAGCGUCCAGGACGAGUACGUUGUGUUGGUCGAGGACCUACACCAUCAAAAUUGGUGAGACGUUGUACUGCAACUAGACAAGAGGUGGACAAUUCUGAAAUGGUCGUUGGGUUGCAGACACAAGUGAAAGAACUAUCAAAUCAAGUUAAGGGAAUGAGUACUUUCAUCCAACAAAUAAUUGGUACUUCAACCGGUGAACAGGCAAGAGCAUGGGCUGCAAGUUUUGCAGUAGCUUUUGCUAACAUACCAAACCCACCUUUCGCAAACAUACCGACUCCAUCUAAUCCUAAUCAGGUAAAUAGUAUGUUUAAGUUUAAAGAAAAAGAUUGUAUGAUACAUAACAAUUUAUAUUAUUUUAUUUCAGGAAAUGCAAUGAUGCAGGUGUCCAUGGAUAUUCAAAUGUUGGAAACUAUGCUGGUGAUCAUCAUUAACAUUAGUUUAGCAACAUUUUUCUACAAUGUUUGUUUAAUUUAUUUCUGUUUUGUGAAUUUGUAUUAUGGAUGAAUAUGUAAUUCAGAUGCUUGUAGAUUAAUUAGUAAUUCAGAUUUGUGUUUUUCU
Molecule: messenger RNA, 2075 nt
Organism: Brassica napus (rape)
Lineage: Eukaryota; Viridiplantae; Streptophyta; Magnoliopsida; Brassicales; Brassicaceae
Exons: 5
Coding region: 1053-2021 (322 amino acids)
Source: RefSeq, a predicted model, not a curated record